AUGGGCGACAGCUACCACCGCGUCGUCCUGCCCCUGGGCCAGGACCCGUGGCUGUCUGACACCUACAUCAACUCCUCGGGCCACAUCAGGCUGGGGACUGUCUUCAUGGAUCUGGACGCUCUCUCGGGCGUCAUCGUCUACAAGCACACCGGGCCGGGCAUGACCACCGUCACCUACGCCUCGGGCAGGAGCAGCGUUGAGAUCACCUGCCGCGUUGCCCGAGCCCGCCCCGAGGGCGAGCCCACCAGGCCCGAGGACGAGCUGCUUACCUGCACCUUUACCAUGGUCGCCCUGGAUCCCGAGACCAAGAAGCCUGUCAACAUCCCCGCUCUCGUCUGCGAGACGCCAGAGGAGGAGGCAAUCUUCAAGGCCGGCGAGGCCAAGUCGCUGGCAAAGAAGAAGAUGAGCAAGACGUCCCUGCUGGCCACCGAGCCCAACGAUCCCGAGUCGGCCUUGAUCCAUAGCAUCUGGCUCAGGCAGCUGCGCUACCACGACCCCAACGACAGCUUGCGCCAGCCCGCAAACGUCGUCCCCAUGAGCACCACACAACUGUCCACGGCCGCAAUCAUGCAGCCACAGUACAGGAACAGACACCAGACCAUGAUCUUUGGUGGCUUCCACCUGAAGCAGACCUUCGAACUGGCCUUUUGCUGUGCCGCCAGUUUCGCCCACGCGCGUCCUACAUUCAUCAGUGCCGAUCCCUGUACUUUCAGGAACCCCGUCCCCGUGGGCAGCGUCUUGUAUUUACGCGCAACUAUCGCUUAUACCGACCCACCACUGCUGGAGGAAGGCGGCAGUGAGCCACAGCACAGAGAUCCCAAGCAGCCCGUGACGCGGGUGCAUGUGAGAGUUGACAGCAAGGUCAGAGGGCAGUUCAAUUACACGUUCUCGGUGCCCAAAGACGUCAAAGUGUUGCCGCACACAUACCAGGAGUACAUGAUGUACAUUGACGCGAGACGGAGGGUCAAGCUUGGGGACAUACAGUCCCGCCAGGAGCGCAGCGACUCGACACAGGAGCAAAGGCAGCUGGCCGAGGACGCCAAUCUCACCGAGUGA
Molecule: messenger RNA, 1056 nt
Organism: Diaporthe citri
Lineage: Eukaryota; Fungi; Ascomycota; Sordariomycetes; Diaporthales; Diaporthaceae
Exons: 7
Coding region: 1-1056 (351 amino acids)
Biological process (GO): acyl-CoA metabolic process
Cellular component (GO): mitochondrion
Molecular function (GO): fatty acyl-CoA hydrolase activity
Source: RefSeq, a predicted model, not a curated record